Messenger RNA from Nymphaea colorata (pocket water lily), 2623 nucleotides. Its product is annotated as probable methyltransferase PMT18. Bases 366 to 2237 code for a protein of 623 amino acids. Gene Ontology annotation, cellular component: endosome; trans-Golgi network; cytoplasm. NCBI's taxonomy places the organism in Eukaryota, Viridiplantae, Streptophyta, Magnoliopsida, Nymphaeales, Nymphaeaceae. The transcript is spliced from 7 exons. The record is from RefSeq and is a predicted model, not a curated record. Gene Ontology annotation, molecular function: methyltransferase activity.
UUAAAUCGUUGGGCUGUGGCAAUCCUCUCGACUUCUAAAUACCCAUUCCAUGUUCUUCAUGAGUAAGAAAAUCUAGUGAUGGUGACGUUCUGCGUCUUCAUGUUUGGCUGAAAAGUCUUUCUGAUUCACAUUUUUGUCGUUUUUACAUAGUUAGCCGGCACAACAUUUGAGAAAAAAUUUUGGUAUAUGUCCAAUACUCUGGGCCUCUGGCUCUUGCCGAUCAAGGAUUAUCCAGGAUAUCUCAGAUCAGAAAAAGGAAGGAGGAUUUGUUUUAUGGGUGAAAGUCGUAACUUUUAAUGCGAGUAAUCGAGGGCGGCCUACAUGAAUAGAAGUUUUGGUUUUCAGGAGCUGAGGAGGGUGGAUCAAUGGCUAAAGAGUACAGUGGAUCUCCGAAACCCCAUCACUUGGAAUCAAAGAAUAAUCGUCUCUCCUGGGUUAUAGGUGUCAGUGCCCUAUGUGUAAUCUUUUAUGUCCUUGGAGCAUGGCAGAGCUCUACUGCUCCCGCAGGAGCGAAUUACAGGAAGACAAGAUUUGAUGGCAGUACUCGAAAAGGUUCACGUCAAGCUGUCCAUUCAUUAUCUAAACUGGAUUUUGAAGCUCACCAUGAAACAGACACCCACGACGAACUUGUAAUGCCCCGGGAAUUCCCAGCCUGCGACAUGAAAUACAGCGAGUACACCCCCUGCCAAGAUCCAAAUAGAUCACUGAAAUUCGACAGAAACAUGUUGAAGUACCGAGAGAGGCAUUGUCCUACACCGGAGGAGCAACUGAAAUGCUUGAUCCCUGCUCCGCCUAAUUACAAAACUCCGUUCAGGUGGCCGAAGAGCAGGGACUAUGCUUGGUUUGACAAUGUCCCGCACAAGGAAUUGACAAUCGAGAAGGCUGUUCAGAAUUGGAUUCAAGUUGAAGGAGAUAAGUUUCGGUUUCCCGGUGGAGGCACCAUGUUUGCUCGAGGAGCAGAUGCAUACAUCGAUGAUAUUGCCGAGCUCAUACCAAUCAAUUCUGGGGCAAUCAGAACUGCCCUUGACACUGGAUGUGGAGUGGCUAGUUGGGGCGCCUAUCUGCUAAGUAGGAAUAUCUUGACAAUGUCAUUUGCACCGAGGGAUACACAUGAAGCUCAGGUUCAGUUCGCACUGGAGCGAGGAGUUCCAGCAAUGAUCGGAGUGAUGGCCGCAGAUCGUAUGCCAUAUCCUGCUCGAUCUUUUGACAUGGCUCACUGCUCUCGGUGUCUGAUCCCAUGGCAAGAAUAUGAGGGGCUUUAUUUGAUUGAAGUAGACAGAGUUCUAAGACCAGGAGGUUACUGGAUCUUAUCUGGUCCUCCAAUUCACUGGAAAAAAUAUUUCAAAGGAUGGGACCGAACUGAGGAAGAUUUGAAACAAGAGCAGGAUGCCAUUGAGGAUGUGGCAAAGCGUCUCUGCUGGAAGAAGGUGGUGGAGAAGGGUGAUCUUGCUAUAUGGCGGAAACCCAUGAACCAUAUCGACUGUAUCAAAAGCAAGCGAGUCUACAAGGUCCCUCACAUCUGCAAGGGUGGUAACCCCGACGCUGCCUGGUAUACAAAGAUGGAAACUUGCAUAACCCCGCUUCCCCAGGUGCAGAGUGCAAAUGAAGUAGCCGGAGGAGCAUUGAAGAAUUGGCCAGAGAGGGCAAUGGCUGUUCCUCCAAGAAUUUCUAGCGGUUCUAUCCCCGGAAUCACGCCGGAAAAAUUUGCAGCAGACAAUGAGCUGUGGAAGGAACGCCUGAAGCACUACUCGAGCUUCAUCCCGUCUUUUACUCGCGGACGUUACAGGAACAUCAUGGACAUGAAUGCUUACUUGGGAGGUUUUGCAGCAGGAUUGGCUAAUGCACCUGUGUGGGUUAUGAACGUUGUUCCCGCCAAUCCCCAGCAUGAUACUCUUGCAGCAAUCUAUGAAAGAGGCUUCAUUGGUACAUACCAGGACUGGUGCGAAGCUUUCUCUACAUAUCCGAGAACUUAUGAUCUUAUUCAUGCUGGUGGUGUAUUUGGCAUCUAUCAGGACAGGUGUGACAUAACCAACAUUCUCUUGGAAAUGGAUAGGAUUCUUAGACCAGAAGGGACUGUGAUAUUUAGAGACACUGUGGAGGUUCUCGUCAAGGUUCGAGAGAUAACAGAUGCAAUGAAGUGGAAAAGCGAGAUUGUGGACCAUGAGAGCGGACCUUUCAAUCCUGAGAAGAUCCUUUAUGCUGUCAAGACUUACUGGACGGGGAAGGGAAGCCAGUGACGACAGGAAAAGGAAGCUUAGAAGUUUUGUGAGUAGCAGAAAAGUGUAGAAAAUUGGUGAGCUUUUUUGCAUCCAUGAAAGUUACCGGAGUUACUGAGCUCUGUAAUCUCUUUCUCCUUCCAACUUAUUUAUUUACCACAUUGUUUGUACCAAUCUCUCAUUUUUUCACUUUUUUCCUCCCACUCCACUCAAGGAUGAAUGUAAAUCUAACAUGGGAUUCUCUGAACGUCCAAGUCGAUCCCAUCUGAUAGAAUCUUCAGAUAGAUAGAAGUCUUAAUGUCAUGUAAGCUCAUUUUUUGCUAUGUAAGAUUGAGCAGAUUUUGUCAGGGGGAGAAAAGAAUAGCAUGUACCUGUGCUGCUCAUUAUUUUAUAAAAUUGAAAUAUGU